UCGAGAAGAGAGAGAAAGCGAGAAGGGGUCUCCUUCCUCUCACACGUCAGUGUGGUCAGAGGCGAAACCGUACUUUUACCGCCUCUCUCUCAUUCCCCGCGGAAACACAUCGGAAACUCAGAAAAGCUACAAUCUUCAAAAAUCCCAACCCGAAUCUGCAAUUCCCCUUCUUCAAUCCGGCACAGGAAUUGAAAUAUAAGGAAUGCCAUUGUAUAAAAGAAAGCCAUUUCCUUUGGCGGAAAAGCCCACUGAUUUAAAGCCGAAUGAGCUGGUCUUCCGAGUUAGAUUCACCAAUGAGAUCUUUAGGGAUUAUGGUGAUUAUGUAAAGCAGAUAAAUCUUUAUCGACAAAGGAUCUGGAUGUGCAAAUUGACUGGGAAAAGCAACCUGACAUAUGAGGAGGCAUUGGUUUCAGAGAAGGCUGCUGGCAAAGAGGCCCAACGGUUCCCAAAAGAACUGAUGGCUCCCGUUCUUCGUGAUGUUCAAUUCAGCAUGCUUAGUUUAAAAGAUCUUGCCAAUACAAUUGCUAUAAAGCUCCAAGGUUGCUUGUCAGAGGGUAGUGAACUGUAUGGGACGAUGAACAGUUGCGUUUAUCCUUGCAAGAUUGUAAGAGUUUUAGAGAAUGAGAAACCUCUAUAUGAGGUUGCAUGGCAGGACAAAUAUGAUAAAGUACGUGAAAAUACACUAUUAAAGGAAGAAGAUCUUAUAGUGAAGAAGCUGCCUUGUAGUAAAGGUGCUCUGAAGCUUUUCAUCAGGGAGUCUACAUAUCAUAGCAUUCCCUGGGUUUUACAUGACAAGUUGGCAAAGGACCAUGGUAUUCCUACUCAUCCUCCUGAAGAGCUAAAAGGAAGAUUCUCUCUGCAGGAUGGACUGGUUGUCACAAAUAGGAAGCGAAAGAAAAGUGGAGAUAGAAAAAAUGAUGCGGAAGUAGAUAAGGAUGAGUUCUUAGACCCCAAACGGAAGAACACAGGGAGAGAACAACACAAGGGCUUCACAAAUGAAGAGAUUUUUGAAAAUGGCACUUCAGAGACACUGCCCAUUAAAUAUCCCAUUGAUGAUCUACUGGUGCAACCUUCAGACAGUGAUAUACAAUUGACUGAACGAUCUCCUCUGCGUUGGGAUUUCAAUGUCCCAAUGCAUUGUGUGGGGGAUCUUUUGAUGGUUUGGGACUUUUGUAUUUCAUUUGGCAGGCUAUUACAGUUGUCACCGUUUUCACUUGAAGAUUUUGAAAAUGCUGUCUGUCACAAGGAAAGCAAUGUUGUUCUCAUUGUGGAAUCUCAUGCAGCUCUUCUGCGCUUGCUAAUUAAAGACAAUGGGGAGUAUUUCACUGCUAUACAAAAGAAAAAACGGAAGUCAAAGAUUACGUUGAUCACAUGGACUGAGUAUUUAUGUGAUUUCUUGGAAAUGACGGGCAUUGCUGAGUUGUCUGCACAUAUCUCUACAAUUAAACGUGGCCAUUAUGGCCUUCUAGAUGUUCAUGUUAAAUUAGCCAUCCUGCGGGAACUAGUUGCUCAAGCUCUUGAGUCAGAUCUUUUCAAGGAAAAGUUGGAUGAGGAUAUGGACAAGAGGCAGGCACUGGCAGCAGCAAGGAGGGAUGAAGCUCUGGAAGAAGGCAGAAAGAGGAGAGAAGAAAAGGAACGUUUAAAGAUUCAGUCUACUGGAAAAGACGCAAUGAACGGGCAUGGCAACUCAGUAGAUCCUUUGAAUGUUAAAAAGAAUGUAGAUGCUCCAAAGAAAGGGUCGGAUGACAGUGAAAGUGAGCUAGAAGAUGUCACUUUUAAGAAUGCUAAGAAGCAAAAGAUAAAUGAGAAAGAUGCUGCUGAAUACAUGGACGAUUCACCAAAGAAGUCUGCUAACAAGGAUGAAAUGGAGGAAUCACCAGAAAAGUGCAAGGACCACCAGAGGGCAGCUCAUAAAAUGCGGAAGAAUGAAAUAAAGGAAACAAUUGAAAAUAGGAGCAAGGAACAAAGGAAAGAAUAUCUUGACCGGGAAAUAGAGAAGACAAUUAUACGCACCAAUCCAUUGGGGAAAGACAGAGACUAUAAUACAUAUUGGUUUUUCAGACGUGAUGCAAGAAUAUUUGUUGAGAGUUCUGACUCCAUGCGGUGGGGCUAUUAUUAUACCAAAGAUGAGCUUGAUGCUCUGCUGGGCUCACUUAAUGUGAAGGGUGUUAGGGAGAGAGCUCUUAAGAAGCAGUUGGAAAAUUUUUAUGGAAAAAUUAGCUUGGAAAUUCAAAAGAGAUCAAAGGAGGCAGCUCUGCGAGUUGCAAUGGAAGAAGCUGUUCUCCGGAGGUCUACUCGUGUGCGUGCCCCACCAAGAGACAAUCCCGCUCUUGCUUUCUUAAAGUACAUAAACAAGUGGAAAGAAGAAUGAAGAUGACCAACUCUCUUUAUUUCACAAAGGCCUUAGUCUGCAUUUGAUGAUACAUCUGAAACUAACCUCACAUUGAAUUGGAAGCAGAUAGUUUCUGCCGCAUUAAUUAAAAACUGACCAUUCUUUCUUUCAUGGUGGAAGCUCUUCCUCAUUUUGAUUUUUUUACAUUUUCCAACUGUGGUCAUCAUAGGAAUGAAGUUUUGCUCCUUUCAAUCCUAUGAUCACGGCCUUUGUGUAACAGGAACAACACAAUUUUGUACAGUAGAUGAUGCUUAUUGGCUAGUUAUUUUGUUUUAUUCU
Molecule: messenger RNA, 2671 nt
Organism: Ipomoea triloba (trilobed morning glory)
Lineage: Eukaryota; Viridiplantae; Streptophyta; Magnoliopsida; Solanales; Convolvulaceae
Product: DDT domain-containing protein DDB_G0282237-like
Exons: 11
Coding region: 203-2371 (722 amino acids)
Source: RefSeq, a predicted model, not a curated record